AUGGCAUCGCUGAAGGAACGCGACACGGUAGCGCCGGCUGAGAUCGUGGCGGGCGUCACAGCCUCGGGUCCGGCAGGGAUCUCUGCUGAGGAGCUGCACAAGGUUCUCAACUCUUCGGAGCACGCGUCGGUGGUGGUGGUUGACGUGCGCAACGCGGACGAGUACGCCUCCUUUCACAUCCCGGGGAGCAUCAACAAGCCCUUUCAGGAGCUUAACUUUGCCCAGUUAGCGGACGAGGUGGCAGCGCACACGAAUCACGCAGCGCACAUGCUGGUGUUUGUGUCUGCGCAAAGUCCUGACGUGGAUGAUCUGGCGGCGCGCGAGUACAUCAACGAGUACGAGAAGUCACACGCCGCUACCCCAACAAAGGACUCGGUUCGAGUGUUGCUGGGUGGCCUCUAUACCUGGUCCCAGAUUUACUCCGCGUAA
This is a messenger RNA of Leishmania major strain Friedlin, 429 nucleotides long. RefSeq lists its product as hypothetical. Gene Ontology annotation, cellular component: mitochondrion. The coding region runs from base 1 to 429 and encodes 142 amino acids. The transcript has a single exon. NCBI's taxonomy places the organism in Eukaryota, Euglenozoa, Kinetoplastea, Trypanosomatida, Trypanosomatidae. Gene Ontology annotation, molecular function: thiosulfate-cyanide sulfurtransferase activity. The record is from RefSeq and is a predicted model, not a curated record.